GGAAGUUUUAUCGCUCCGCGACACAUGGGCGGGUCUUGGGUAUUGGAGAAACUGGAAGUAGCCGUGUACUUUAAUAAUGGUGCGUGCUGAGGAUACGCUGUGCUAUCAAGGAUUAUGGACGACCUCGUGAGAGGCAAUACAUUUGUACAUGAUGACAAAAAAGUUUAUGAAGCAUUUACAAAGGCUGUCGGCGACUGGACCAAUAGUUACAAGCAAGAGGCGAGCAGGGACAUCACUGCUAUCACUAAGGGAUUAGCUGCCCUUGGUGACCAACUACUGACUGUUGAAAAGAAACCACAGUACAAAACAAAAGGCUGGGACCAGGCUACUUUCGUUUUCAACGAACUUGUGAAAUUGAACGAGUUUCUGCUGGAGAAAGAUGAAGCUCAAGUUUCAGAAACUCAGGAAAUAUUUUAUUCUUUCAUGGUGCGCAUUCUUGAUGAUGAUCUCAAUGUACUUCACCUAAGUCUUGUAUCUGCAUGUCUUGACAAAAGUAACCUUAAAAUAAAAGAUCAUAUCCAGGACUUGGACAAAUCAACACUAGAAAAAUUCUUGACCAUCUCUUGCUGUCAGGCGAAGAUUGAGAAAAAUGUGGAAGACAAAGGUUUCUUAAACAGUUAUGAGAAAUUUACCAAACAGCUGAUAUCAGAAACAUUGAAGAAAUCACAAACUAAAGAUGAAAUCAACAUUUUACUGGAUUUUGUGCUGUAUUCCAUCCUGGAAUGUACAAAGUUUGAUAAAGAGAACUACAGAAAGCUCUCAUACAUUGGAAAAAUUGUGUUGGAAUGUCUGGAAGAUCCAUUUUCUUACCUGCCAAAUGUACAGGAUAUCAAGGCAUACAUUAAAAAGUGUGAGCAGAUUUUUACCAGCAAAACAUUCAUCCCAAGAAGAAAUGUUAGAUAUUUUAUGGCAAAAUUCAUGGAACAAAUAGGUGAAAGAGGACUGAUCGAAGAGCUGUAUAAUGAAGUGUUUGAUCUUAUGUUGGCUGUAUCUAAAUGUACUUAUACUGGUAAAGAGGAGGAUCAUACAGUCCAACUUUUGUAUGAAAUUACCAGUUUUUUCAGGAAAACUCCCAAGAAAGGAUUUUCAAAAAAUGCAGAACUUUUUGAUAGCAUGUGCAAACGUUUUUGCUCUCUGCUGGAAGAGAUUAAAGACAAGUUUCUUGAGGAUAGAUUUGCUGAUGAUAUUGUUGGUUAUGGCCUAUACUAUGUAUAUGCUGAUAACAAAACAAUGUCAAGGUCAUGGGUGGAGAUGCUCAUUCCUUUGUUUAAACGUCCUCAUAGAGACACAAUGAAGGCAGCCUACAAUAUCUCCAGCAACUGCAAAUCUGUCAACUGGAAGGACCACGUGGAUGUGGCUGAUCAAGUGGUGGAUCUGAUAUUGAUGUUUGAACCCCCAGCUUUCAUAGAAGAUAUUGAUGGUAAAGUGAAAGACAAGAUAAAAGACUUCUUGGACUAUUUUAAAAGAAGUGUGGAGUAUUUCUUUGAUGGGUUAAAAAAAGCCAAGAUUUUAAAAAACUAUGGUCAGAGGAUGAUGAAACUAAGUCUCAAGUUCAUGGCAACAAACCACACAAAUCUCAUAGAGCUGGCUGAGUCUAUAGCUGAGAGAACUGAUCUCAAUAUCAAGGAAGAUAAGAAUGCCAUGAUAGAACAUGUUAAAGAACUGCAUGAGCUUAUAAAAAAUGAGGAUCUUCCUUGGCCGUCCAGUUGGCCUCUACAGAGAGCUGCUGUAGAUUUUCUUGACACGGCCACUGAACCAGUCAAAGAUGGUAAAAUAAUGACAGAUGAAGAUUUUCAAGUGUUCCUCUCCAUCUGCCUGACCUGCCUUCAGUAUGAUUGUAUCAACCCAGAGACCGGCCUCUUCCCUUCUACGCACUACUCCAUUUUCCUGAGUGCCAUCAAGCCACUCAACAGAUGGCUUAUAGCUUUGAACAGAUAUGACCUGGCCUCACCCCUGGUGCCAGAACUCUUGAAAUGUCUGGAUGUGGAUGAUGAGAAUGUCGUCACACUGACUGGAGUGUACCUGUACAUGUAUGCCACUGUCACAUCAGGUCACAGAGCUAUAGCUCCUUAUCUGGACCAAAUAAUGGAGAGUUACCUAAAGAAGGAUAAUAUACAGCUGUUGCAGACAGCCACAGCAGCUUACCCCAUUAACCCUAAAGCACUGAGGGAUUUCUACCGACCUCUGAUGAGCUUGUAUGAGGAGAGUGGGGACCCUAGCAUUGCUUCAAGUCUUUUAGACUUGUUUCAGAAAAUGUCACAGAUGCAGGCAGAGCUAUUUACUGAUCAAGAUAUUGAAGUAAUUCUGAACAAAGCACAAGAGAGUUCCAAUUCCCAAGCUUUACUCAUUUUACAAGAAUUGACAAAGAGACGCCCAGAGAGCAUGCUGGGACAUAUUGAUACGUUGCUGGAUAGGUCUUUGUGGAACCCUGCACUUGGAACAAUCAUCAAUGAAAUGCUCAUUGCCUUGGCAUUUUAUAAAAAAGAUGUGGCACCAAAAGUUCUUGAUGACCAGUUGGACGCUCUGAAAACCAGCCAGGAUAAAAUGACUCAGAUGAUACUGAUCAACACCAUCCGGAUGCUGGGGUUCAAAUAUCCAGAUUUACUAAAGCCCAGAAGAUCCGAACUAGAAAAUAUCCAAAUAAGUGAUCCUGAAUGUUUGAACCUCAGGCAGGCAGUGCUGGACAUGAUAGAUGGCAAAACAUCUGAUGAGAUGGUGAAGAUGAUGAAAAAACAGGAAGAGGACCUGGUAAAUCUAAUUGGCAGAGUAGAUGAGACGGCUGAGCUUUUAACAGAUAUUAAGGAAGAGGUCAGCCAACAAGGGGAAAAACUGGCCAGUGUGGAAAAUGAGGUCAAGGACCAAGGCCAAAGGUUAAAUGAAGUGGAGGUCACUGUGGAAGAGACAGUGGCUAAAGUUGAGGAAAUUGACCAAAAGACACUUAACCACGCCCCUUACUGGUCGAGAGAUGUAUCAAAACUUUUGAACCCAACAUCAGAGCAUGAUUGGCGUCUGCUUAGCAAAAGAUUACAAUACAGCAAUGAUGACAUCAGAGGUUGGGCACAACAGGCAGAUCCUUGUAUGGCUAUGUUGAAUGAAUGGUAUGCAACUCAUAAAACAAGUGAAGCAACUCUUUCCAUACUGACACAGUUGCAAGAAAUGGACAGAAUGGAUGCAGCAAUUAUUGUGGAAAAUGCCAUGAAAAAUGCUGAGGCUGUUGUAGAAGACGAAGCCUUUGAAUAUGCCUCUCCUCCACCAAUAUUUAUAAGCUAUCAGUGGGGACAUCAGAAUGAAGUGAAACUUCUAAAGCAACAUUUGGAAAUGGCUGGAUACGAGUGCUGGCUGGACGUUGGUCAAAUGGGGGGUGGGGACAAACUGUUUGAGAAAAUUGACACAGGGAUCAGAGCAGCUAAAGUGGUUAUUAGUUGUGUCACAACAAAGUAUGCCAAGUCUCCCAACUGCAACAGAGAGGUAAAUUUAUCAGUGAGUCUAAACAAACCUAUAAUACCUUUACUACUGGAACAAUGUCCCUGGCCACCCCCUGGCUCAAUGGGGCCAAUUUUUAGUGAGUAUCUGUUCAUCCGAUUCUUUCAACGUAAAGGGGAGGAACUGGAGGAUCAAAGGUUUUGGCCCAAAGACAAAUUUCAAGAGUUGCUCAUGCAGUUUAAUGUGCUGGGUCUACCUCCAGUUGAGGACAAGGUGCAACCAGUGUAUAGAAACUGGUGGAUGCCAGUUUUUGAAGAAAUUAAAAUUGACAAAAGUAAAACACAAAAUGGAGGCCAAGCAUCUGAAACAAUUCAAACAGAAUUAGAUAAAAAGGCAUCAGAUUCUCCAGAUGUUUUCAUCUCGUACCAAUGGGGCAAACAGAAAAACAUCAUCAAACUUUAUGAACGCUUGACCUCUCUUGGCUUCAGCUGUUGGCUGGACAUCAAACAAAUGGGGGGAGGCGACUCCCUCUUUGACAAAAUUGACAGAGGUAUUCGUGGCUGUAAGGUCGUCUUGUCGUGUGUGACACAAAAGUAUGCCCUUUCUGCCAACUGCAGACGUGAGGUCAGCUUGACCGAUGCACUGAAGAAACCGCUGGUACCUUUACUGAUGGAGCAGAUGACCUGGCCACCAGCUGGACCUAUGAGUAUGGUCAUGACACAGCUUUUGUACAUCAACUUUGCUAAGGAUGAAGAUGUUCAGUUGACUUGGGAAGGGCCAAAAUUUGAAGAGCUUCUGAGCAAGAUAAAGGAACAUGUUCCCAUGACAAUCACAAAUAUUCCUGAUGUUGUAGCAACUGUUGACAGAGCAUCUUCUAAAAUAGCCAAUGCAGAAGAUGCAAACUCUUUAAAGGAGGGGGAUGAGAGACCACAUUCACAGGAGGAAAUCAGUGUUGAGGAUGAAUCAAAGACACUUUUAAAGGAGAAGUCUUUGACAAACACCGGAGUAAAUUUAAUAACUGAGCAAAAAAAUGAGGAUUUAGGAGCAAGUAAUAGCUCACCGUCAGAAGAAAAUAAAAGGCCACCAUCAAAAGAAAAUAACAGGCCAUCGUCAAAAGAAAACAACAGGCCACCAUCAAAAGAAAAUAACAGGCCAUUGUCAAAAGAAAACAACAGGCCACAAUCAAAAGAAAAUGACAGGCCACAAUCAAAAGAAAAUGACAGGCCACAAUCAAAAGAAAAUGACAGGCCACCAUCAAAAGAAAAUGACAGGCCACCAUCAACAGAAAAUGACAGGCCACAAUCAAAAGAAAAUGACAGGCCACAAUCAAAAGAAAAUAACAGGCCACCAUCAAAAGAAAAUGACAGGCCACCAUCAAAAGAAAAUGACAGGCCACAAUCAAAAGAAAAUGACAGGUCACAAUCUAAAGAAAAUAACAGGCCACCAUCAAAAGAAAAUGACAGGCCACAAUCAAAAGAAAAUUACAGGACACCAUCAGUAGAAAAUAACAGGCCACCAUCAAUAGAAAAUAAUGGGCCACAAUCAGUUGAAAAUAAAAGGCCACCAUCAGUAGAAAAUAAUGGGCCACAAUCAGUUGAAAAUAAAAGGCCACCAUCAGUAGAAAAUAACAAGCCAACAUCAAAAGAAAAUAACAGACCGCCAUCAGUAGAAAAUAACAGGGAAAGUUUGUUUCAAGGUAAUGAAACAAAAACAGCACCUGAACAAGGGGAAACUGAUUUGACAGAAAGUGACAGAACACCAUUACAAGACAAGACAGCAAGUGAGAACGAAGUGAAUGAUAAUCCUACAUUACUAGAAGUAGAAGACACAGAUAAUAAAACACCACUUUCUCAACCAGAUGUGUCAUCCCCUGGUUUAAUGACAGACCCCACCCUCCUAUCUAAAUCUCCAAGACCCCAAGUUUCUGUGACCCCUCGUACCACGACCAUCUCAACCCCUGUUCUAGCUCCAAUAAAAUCCUUACCCCACCCAAAUCAAACGACUACAGUAAACUCCCCUUCACCAAGAUUUCCUUUCUCCAAAACAUCCCCUUCAGUCACAACCUCCUCACAGCUUCCUACAAACAUCAAGAAACCAAUCAGCCCAUCAAAAACGUCUCUCACUAGACCUGGGCUAAUCAGAAAACCCAACAGUUUAUCUAACAAGUCACCCAAUCGUGAGAACAUCCACGAUCUACUCCAGCUUACCAUCACAUCAAAGCAGCUGCUGAAACCUAUUUCUACAGACCAAAACAAAAACUCACUGCAGGAGAGUUCUCUGAGUGAACCAGUUGCCAGAACACAACAGUCCAAAUAUAAAACCACCCAAACGCGAAGACCUUUAAGGUUGCCACCUCUACAGCAGACAAAUGGAGAGAAAGCUCCACACAAGUAGUAGAGGCAAACCAGUUUAAUUUUAUAAUUUAUAUCAACCUUAUGUCCCACAAGCCAACAUAAGUUUAUACCAAAGUCUUAAUAACCCACCUGUUACAUUGUAAAUGUCCAUCCAAAGCUGUGAAUUAAUCUAAAAAUUAAAUUUUAUGCUAAAGCCAUAAUCAACCCACCAAUUUCAUUUUAUACCAAGUGACAUUUUUCAAGUCCUGAAAAAUUAAAAUCCCUUGUCAAAGGCAUUGAAUUUAAUCUAAAAAUUGUUUUAUACU
Messenger RNA from Physella acuta, 6082 nucleotides. RefSeq lists its product as uncharacterized. The record is from RefSeq and is a predicted model, not a curated record. Gene Ontology annotation, biological process: signal transduction. Lineage: Eukaryota; Metazoa; Mollusca; Gastropoda; Physidae. Gene Ontology annotation, molecular function: protein binding.